Messenger RNA from Erythranthe guttata (spotted monkey flower), 1042 nucleotides. RefSeq names its product ras-related protein RABA1f. Gene Ontology annotation, molecular function: GTPase activity; GTP binding. NCBI's taxonomy places the organism in Eukaryota, Viridiplantae, Streptophyta, Magnoliopsida, Lamiales, Phrymaceae. The record is from RefSeq and is a predicted model, not a curated record.
ACUUAAACAAAUGUAUGACCCGGAUUAGUUGACGGGUUUGGGGCAGCAACAUAUAUCAACAGUCCCCCUAAAUAUUCGGAGGGAAAAAAGAAGCAAACAACCAAACAUUCAUUCCUCCAUGCAAAAAGACAAUUGUAAACGCAGAAUCAACUCCCCACGAUAUUCUCAACCCUAAUUAAUGCACAUAACAUAAACCAUAUUAAAUAAUAAUACUGAAAAGGGGGAAAAGAAAAAAAAAAAAAAAAAGGAUGGGAGCAUACAGAGGGGACGAGGAUUAUGAUUACCUGUUCAAGGUGGUCCUGAUCGGAGACUCCGGCGUCGGUAAAUCCAACCUCCUGUCCCGUUUCACGAAGAACGAGUUCAGCCAGCAGUCUAAAUCAACCAUCGGCGUUGAGUUCGCCACCCGUUCCAUUCAAGUUGACGACAAGGUCGUUAAAGCCCAAAUUUGGGAUACCGCCGGCCAAGAAAGGUACCGUGCAAUCACAAGUGCAUACUACAGGGGGGCGGUGGGGGCACUACUCGUGUACGACGUGACGCGUCACGUGACGUUCGAGAACGUGGAAAGAUGGCUUAAGGAGCUGCGGGCCCACACAGACAACAACAUUGUAAUAAUGCUCGUCGGAAACAAAGCGGAUCUCCGUCACCUUCGUGCGAUCCCGACUCAAGAUGCAAAAGAGUUUGCAGAAAAGGAGAACACGUUUUUCAUGGAAACUUCAGCUCUCGAAGCCAUGAAUGUCGAAAACGCCUUCACCGAAGUGCUGACGCAAAUCUACCACGUCGUGAGCAGAAAGGCUCUGGAAAUAGGGGAUGACCCUGCUACUCUGCCCAAGGGCCAAACUAUUAAUAUUGGAAGCAGAGACGAUGUUUCUGCGGUUAAGAAAACCGGGUGCUGCUCUGGCUAAAAACCGAGCUCGACACGAUUACAAGGUUGUAUAUCAUAUCGUAUAUCAUAGGAAACUAUCGAAUAUUGUUUGAUGUUGAGUUAUUUAUAUCAUAACAUUAUGUAUAUGAUGAAACCUUGUUACGUGACUCCAUACGAAAA